Molecule: messenger RNA, 3289 nt
Organism: Lepisosteus oculatus (spotted gar)
Lineage: Eukaryota; Metazoa; Chordata; Actinopteri; Semionotiformes; Lepisosteidae
Gene: pex13
Product: peroxisomal biogenesis factor 13
Biological process (GO): protein import into peroxisome matrix, docking
Cellular component (GO): peroxisome; peroxisomal importomer complex; peroxisomal membrane
Molecular function (GO): protein binding
Source: RefSeq, a predicted model, not a curated record
AUUAUUAAGGUCUAGGACAGGACCAGUGUGACGGGCUGGAUUCUGAACUGUGAACUGGGUAGGAACUGUAGAAAACAGGGUAACCGUUUUGGGGGGAUUUUAAAGGAUGGCAUCGCAGCCUCCCCCGAAACCCUGGGAAAGACGGAUUCCAGGUGCCAUUUCUACUCCAGCUGCCUUUCAGUCAACGGAAUUUGGGUCUACUGGCCUGUCAAGACCGGGCCCUCCUGUCCUGACCAGAGUUCCACCUCCCGUUCCCCCAAGACCAUCUCAGCAGGAUCGUGGCAACAGUCUGACAGCCUACCGACCAGCAUACAGCUCCUUCUCCUCUUCCUACAGCCCCUAUGGAGGCUCAGUAUAUGGGGGCUACAGCCCAUACAGCUACGGCUAUGGGGGUGGGCUGGGAUACAACAGGUUCCGUGCGGACGAAGCUCCACCCAGCCGAUUCGUGCAGCAGGCAGAGGAGAGCAGCCGGGGGGCCUUCCAGUCCAUCGAGAGCAUCGUCCACGCCUUCUCCUCCGUCAGCAUGAUGAUGGAUGCCACGUUCUCCGCCGUCUACAACAGCUUCCGGGCAGUCUUGGAUGUGGCAAACCACUUCUCCAGGCUGAAGGUCCACUUCACCAAGGUCUUCUCCGCCUUCGCUCUGGUGCGCACCCUGCGGUACCUCUACAGGCGGCUGCAGAGGAUGCUGGGACUGCGCAGGGCGUCGGAGGCGGAGGACCUGUGGGCGGACAGCGCUGGCGUAGUGGUUGAGGCUGGAGCUGAAGACAGAGCUGCCAGCUCUGUCAAGUCUUGGCCUAUAUUCCUUUUCUUUGCUGUCAUCCUUGGAGGACCUUACCUGAUUUGGAAACUGCUGAGUUCAACUGUUGGGGCAGAAGAAACUGCAUCCACAAACUGGGCAAAUGGCGACGAUGACCACGUGGUGGCAAGGGCAGAAUAUGACUUCACAGCUGCCUCGGAGGAAGAAAUUUCUAUUCGUCCCGGGGAUAUGUUGAACUUGGCACCUAAGGAACAACAGCCUAGGGUACGGGGAUGGCUUUUGGCCAGUUUGGAUGGUCAGAGUACAGGACUCGUCCCAGCCAACUACGUUAAAAUUCUCGGCAAAAGGAGAGGCAGGAAGCAAGCAGAACUGGAGAGAAUUGCAGAGCAGCAGCCAGGGUCGGCCAGCACACAACAAGCACUGGGAGCUGGGGCAGCUGGGGCAGCUGGGGCAGCUGGGGCAGCGCCAGAGACCCUUUCAAACCCCGAGGAUGUGUUCGAGUCCGUGUUCACAGGAACACCGGGAAAUCCCGAGAGGAAGCCUUCUUCCAGUGCUGCUAUCGUUAUUCCUGAGAAAAUAGAUCUGUGAAAUGUGUGCUAUUUCUGUGAACAUUUUUUGGGGGGGAAUUUGAUUUUAAAACCGAUUCCCUACACAUCACUGGUCAAGAAAGGGGAGAAACUGAAAACGUUCUAUGUCCUCAGGCUGCUCAGAUUACCAGAUGACCCACUGUCCGUUUCGUCACUUCACUGACAAGUGAAUGCAGCAAUUAUCACAGGAAGCUAAAAGCCAUUUCAAGACAAAUUAAAUAUGUUGUCUGGAAACUUUGGGUGACCCCCAGUCUCCUGUGUCCGAUGAGAUAAUAAAUAUCCUUGGUUUUCUUUUAAUGAUGACACUGGCAGAAAACCUCUUGCUGGUUGCAUUUUGUAGUCAUAAUGAUUGAAGGCCAUUAAAUUAUGCCAGUGUAUUUUUAAUAACAUUGGACAUUCUAGACACAUUUAAGAUUAACAGGUUGCCAGAAGCUGUUCACUUGCAUAUAACUUUGAUUGUUUGGCCAUAGGUUUAAAUUUGAAACUGAAAAGAGAAAGUUUUAGAAAAUGGAUAAGUGGAAAAUAAGUGAAUUGUUCUUUUUUUAUAAAGAUGGGAUAAUGCUGAGUUUUUUUGUUCUGGUGAAAAGUUUCAAUCAUUAUGUAUUAAUGACAAAGUAUAUAUUUUUUAACAAAGUCAGCAUUUUAGGAUGAAAACCAAAUCCCAAAUAAGAGGGAGAAUAUCAAUUACAAAUAUUAAAAAUAUUAAUAUAUUAAACCUAUGUUUUACCAUAACAAAGCUAUACCUUAUUGUUUUCUUUGAAGGGCUUUCAUUGUUUUGUCAAUCCUUUUUUUAAGCUAAAGAGCUUCACACUGAAUUGUUGAAUAUGACACGAGUAAACAUGGAAUUUCCUGUUACAUGUAUUUCAUUCGAUGCACUGUUGUUUUGACUCAUACUGUUGUCUCUUACCUUUGAGAAAAGAUCGAAAUUGCUCCUGGGUGCCUUUGGGGGGCUUGUGAUUUAAAAGGUUAAUACAAAGUGUACAGGGGAUUUAAUUUAGUUUAAUUUAGUGUGCAAUGAUUGGUCAGUUGUGUUUCACACAAAACUAUGAAGUAGGCUAUUAUUACGGAAUAACCGAAGCAUUCUUAGAAUUGUAAAAUCUUUUAGUGUAUAAAGAUUCGCAUUAUACACUAAAGGUUACUUUACUUGGAAGUUUGGCUUGGUGAAAAUCUAAGCUUCCUCUCAAGUAUUAGUAAUGCUAAUUAAUUGAUGCAGAGGUGUUUUCACAUCGUGAAUUAAAGUAUGCACAAAUAUUCAAACUUUCCACGCAAUUUUUUAUUAUUUUUCCCAUCUAACAGAUUGUAAUAAAAUUAGAUUUAAAAAAUAUUUUUUUAAAAACAACAAUGUGAAAACAAAAAAUAUUAAGAUUGGUACAGUAUGCCUUCUGUUUUUACAGGUAAUACAUGAUUUCAUCAAUAAUACAAUUCACAUUCAGAUUUUUAAGCAAAUGCUGAAGACAAACAUGUACUAAAAGAAAUUUGGAUGACUUUUCAAGUGAAUAUGUGACCAUCUCAUAUAUAAGGGGUAUGACUGAUUUAGAAGAAAAAGACAAGUUUGUCUUAAGACUAGGUUAUCACAUAUUUAUUGAGGUAUCCUAGAACAAACUAAUUGAAGCCUGCUAUUUUAAGAAUGUUAAUGUUAGGAUUAUACCAAAGUGGAUGUGAUUUGAAGAUAAUGUAACAUAAUGUACAUAUGAACGAUUACAAAAUAUACUGUACUGUAGUACCAAUUAUUGACAUGGUUUGCUCUUAUUAUUUAAAUGGUUAAUUUAAAUAAUUUUUAAACUGUUUUUGUUCAUAUUCCAGAUCCACGUCAGUUUCUGCAUCUGACAGCCAUUCACAGGCUUGUUUUCAGGGGGUGUGUUAUUGUAGAAUUUGAGUCAACGUCUCUAAAAUGUACAUGUAAAAAUGGAGACUUAUUUUGACAUAAUAAAACGUUUGUUCAACA